CGCAGAGAUGCGCACGUUUCGGCGUUCGCCGAGGGAAAAGGGACGCCGCGACCGUGAAUUCGGGACAUGAGAGCGACAAUGAAGCCCGCCAGCCUGCAAAGCAGCACUUGAGGAUCACUCGUUUCGUGCAGUACGAACAACAAAGGAUUUAGGCGGUUUACUUGUGAUUCACAUAGGAUCAAUCUCCGCUUCUAAACUUUAUCCUGAAACGAUCAAGAAGCUAUACAUUCUAUCAGCGAGAUUUGUCACCACUACUUUUAAGAGUGUUCCUUGUCCCUUUGCCUCGCCCUAAAAGGUUCUCGACGUCCAUAGUUCAGGACACGAGAGCCAUGUCAUCGGGCGCAGGUUCAAGUGGAACUAGCCGGGGGCGUAGUUCGGCGCUAGCAGACAAUAAACCAGAUAGUAAGGAAGCAAAGCCAAAUCCAAAGAUGUCAAAAGCUUUAGGAACAUCUGCCAAAAGGAUACAGAAAGAAUUGGCAGAAAUCACGUUAGACCCCCCACCAAAUUGUAGUGCAGGACCUAAGGGAGAUAAUUUAUACGAAUGGGUGUCGACUAUACUUGGACCUCCUGGGUCAGUUUAUGAAGGAGGUGUAUUCUUUUUAGACAUACACUUUUCCCCGGAAUAUCCCUUUAAACCACCAAAGGUCACAUUCCGAACACGCAUCUAUCAUUGUAAUAUAAACAGUCAAGGCGUAAUUUGCCUGGACAUAUUAAAGGACAAUUGGUCACCUGCACUUACCAUUUCCAAGGUCUUACUGUCUAUUUGUUCACUUCUAACAGACUGCAAUCCAGCGGACCCUCUAGUGGGAAGCAUAGCAUCACAGUAUCUCCAGAAUAGGGAAGAGCAUGAUCGUAUAGCACGGCUUUGGACUAAGCGUUAUGCUACAUGAACAAUUUUUCGAAAAGAUCUGCCCUUUUCAUUUCUUCAAAAUGAAGAACGGCCACUUAAAGGAGCCCAUUUAACUACACUGAAAUUUUGAUUAUUCGAAUUGACAAAUUAUUUUUAAUGAAUUAAUGAAACAAUGAUUAAGUUCUUCCGAUUAAUCGAGUGUUAUUUCUUAUCAUUUUAAUCAUCUUCCAAUUUGAUUGCGUUCUUUUAAAUUAUACUUCAUCCGAAGUUCUUUUACAUUUUCAUAAUUUACCAAUGAAAAAUUGAGCGAAUCCAGAUAUGCUCAUUGACGUGAUUUUAAUGUUUAAUUUCGGAAAAAAUAUAUGAAAAUUUUUACAAACAUUUGCCUAAUUCAUAAAUCAUUAUGGGCAUUGUUCGGCGAAUCGUGAUUUUAAGGUAAAAUACAUAAAAGAAAACAUUUUUAAAUCAAAUUAGUGACUAAAAUUGAAAGUUCGUAAGAAUGUUCUGUUAUGAAAGGUUUCAAUUUGUUUAUGUUUGAGUCGUUACGAAUUAUCAUUCGAAUAAUCAUGUUUCUAGUUCUCCGCAUCUUCGAAAAACUUAUUGUAUCUAUAUGUAUAUCGAUCGAAGGACCGCUUUAAAUGAAAGACUCUUCAAGAUCGUCGAUUCGAUCAUAGUGAUGUGCUUUUAUAUCGAGUAUGUAAAUGUGCCUAAGAUGAAUGAAUGUGCGUACAUGUGCAACCAACUCUCUUUUUCACUCUGUAACU
Molecule: messenger RNA, 1614 nt
Organism: Colletes gigas
Lineage: Eukaryota; Metazoa; Arthropoda; Insecta; Hymenoptera; Colletidae
Gene: Ubc2
Product: ubiquitin-conjugating enzyme E2-24 kDa
Exons: 7
Coding region: 330-890 (186 amino acids)
Biological process (GO): protein polyubiquitination
Cellular component (GO): nucleus
Molecular function (GO): ubiquitin conjugating enzyme activity
Source: RefSeq, a predicted model, not a curated record